Molecule: messenger RNA, 1234 nt
Organism: Cynara cardunculus var. scolymus (artichoke)
Lineage: Eukaryota; Viridiplantae; Streptophyta; Magnoliopsida; Asterales; Asteraceae
Product: protein TIC 22-like, chloroplastic
Exons: 8
Coding region: 59-991 (310 amino acids)
Biological process (GO): protein transport
Cellular component (GO): chloroplast
Source: RefSeq, a predicted model, not a curated record
CAAAACCCCAAACCCCAAACCCCACGUUCUUCUUCGUUGGAAACCACCGGCAGAACAAAUGGAUAUUCGCAGUUCCGCUCAUUCGUCAUCUUCCUCGCCGGCAACGCCACCAAAGGCGCCUCAAUUCAACUUGCAGCAAGCUGUUAAUAAACUCCAAAACCAAUGUUCUUCAUUUUUCCAACAUCUCAAUCAAUACAAGUUCUUUAGCCCCCCCUUCGUUAACCCCAAACCUGAUUCUGGCAAAUUUAAUUUCGAAUUUACCCUGACUGAGAAUGGAAAUAAUGCUAGACAAUCGAGUCGUUCUUUAUCUUUUGCCAAAAACCCUUUAUGGGCUCGAAUUGCGGUCGAUAAGACUGUUGCUACCGGUACUGGUGUCGGCUUGUCGGAUGAGGAUAUCGAAAAGAGGUUGGCGGGCGUGCCCGUAUACGCUCUUAGCAAUUCUUCGGAGGAAUUUGUUGUGGUUUCGGGUCAAAAUACUGGAAAGUCACUAGGGUUGUUGUGUUUCAAGGAAGAAGAUGCCAAGACACUUCUUGGACAAAUGAAAGCCAUAGAUCCUAGAAUGCGCCCUGGCUCGAAAGUAGUCCCCAUCGCUCUCGGCAUGGUUUUCCAGCUUAAAGUUAAUGGGGUUUCCUUUAGGUUUAUUCCAGAGUUGUCACAGAUAAAGAAUGCAAUUGAGGCAAGACGCAGGGCUGGUGUAUCGGAUGACAACUUCUCUGGUGUUCCUGUUUUCCAGUCAAGGAGCUUGGUACUGAGGAGCGAAAACAAUAGAUACCGUCCUGCUUUUUUCAGAAAGGAGGACCUGGAAAAGUCUCUAAUAAAAGCUUCUGGUCAGCAAAGGCGUUUGAAUCCUGCCCUUAGGGUGGAUGAUCUUGAGGUGGCUGUUCUUGAGGAUAUAAUACAUGGAAUGAAGGAUGAUUCUACGACUGUAUGGGAUGAUGUUGUCUUCAUCCCUCCUGGUUUUGAUGUUUCAACUGAACCAUCAAGGGAAUAGGCUGCAGCUGCAAUCAUGUUUGUAUAUCCAUUGAUGGCUUAAACAGAGUUUCGGAAUGUGGGUCAUAAUGAUCAUCAUCAGUAGAAGCAGCAGCAGCAGCUUAAGAUAGAUGUAUAUUGCUGAUGUUGUGUAUCCAUCUAUCCAUGGUUCAAUCCACAAAUCAGUGAGUUCAUGUGUAAGGCAAUCAUUUUGUCAAUUUGUCAUCGAACUUUUUGUUUUUCGUAACAGUAAGGAAAUUCUCCG